This is a messenger RNA of Carassius carassius (crucian carp), 336 nucleotides long. RefSeq names its product fer3-like protein. NCBI's taxonomy places the organism in Eukaryota, Metazoa, Chordata, Actinopteri, Cypriniformes, Cyprinidae. The coding region runs from base 1 to 336 and encodes 111 amino acids. Gene Ontology annotation, biological process: developmental process; regulation of transcription by RNA polymerase II. Gene Ontology annotation, molecular function: protein dimerization activity; RNA polymerase II transcription regulatory region sequence-specific DNA binding; DNA-binding transcription factor activity, RNA polymerase II-specific. The transcript has a single exon. The record is from RefSeq and is a predicted model, not a curated record.
AUGGGGACCCAAAGCACCGACUGCAAUGGACUGUACCAGGACCUGACAUCCAUCCAGGAACUCGACAUCUCCACAGCUCGAUUAAAUGACUUUUGCACGUCUCCUGUGAGCGCCAGCAGCGGGAAACCCACGCGCAAGCGGGUGAUCAGCAGCGUCCAGCGCCAGGCAGCGAAUAUCCGCGAGCGCAAACGGAUGUUCAGUCUCAACGAGGCGUUUGACCGACUGCGCAGGAGGGUUCCCACCUUCACCUACGAGAAGAGACUGUCCCGGAUAGAGACUCUGCGCCUGGCCAUCGUCUACAUCUCCUUUAUGACGGACAUACUCGAGAACAACUGA